CGAGGACAUGUUCUGCCGUGAUACACCCCAGGUCCCCAGUUAAUUGCCUUGUUUUCUGUUGUGUAUGCUCAAGUCUAGGAAUUGUAUAACUAAGAUGUUUACAGUAUUCGGUCGAGGGCUGACAUUGGGCUGACACCCGGUGUGGCUCACAUACCCAGUCAAGAACGAAACAUUCUACGACCACCCGCGCGCAGAACGAACUGAACCUUCCUUACCAACAUCUUCCAUCUCCUCACUCAGUCCACACUUUUCACCAGUACUUUCCAUCAUCUUCUUUACAACAUGGUGUCUUCCAAAGUCACGGUGAUCGCUGGUCGGUCUGCCAUGAACGACAAGAAAGAAAAGGAAUACUUGCGCAUCUCCCCGCUGCACCGGCAAGUAUUGCAGGCCAGCUGCAAUCGACGGAAGACGGCUGGACCGUCCCCCCGCUGCACACUCCUGCCAACAGAGGUGAGGAAGCUAGACAACGCCCCCAAGCCGCCGACUGACCCUCCCAAGAAGCCCAGCGGCAACGCGGACGCAUCGAACCAUUCGCGGAGAAGGGCGAGAGACAGCAGCUCAACCCUCGGACCUGAGCCAGUGUUCCCAGAGGAACUCGCUCGCCAGUGGGGCUGGACCGACGAUUCCUGGAAGUACAUGGCUCUUCAUCGAAUCAAAUCCGGCGGUUGGGUGCGCAUGCGGGAGCCGAUCGACGAUUUCGAGAGAGGGAUAAUGGGUCUUCCUCCACUACCGCCCGAUGUAGUCGAAGUUCGUCUUGAAGAGCGCCGUAGGGAAGACUUGGAGAUGCUGAUGAAGCGGCACGGAGUAAAGCCGAAGGGCGCGUGUGAAGGGUGCGAGGAGUUGGGAAAGGCUUGCGACGGCGGCCGCCCUUCCUGCGCAGGAUGUGAUCUAUGGGGCAUGGAGUGCACUUACAGACGUUCGUCCACUGGUGACGACAUCCGGCAGGAAUUGUUGCUGAAGAUGAAGGCCGACAUCGACGCUGCUGCGGACAAGUUUGACAAGCUUGCUGUGAGCCCGACAAAGGAGGCGCAAAGGCCCACGGAGCGUCAUGAUAUGGAGAUCGAGUCCAAGGUAGAGGACAGUCAGCCCAGGAAAAUCAAACCCCUCCCGGCGAGAAGGAAGGCCAAUUCACGUAGGACGGCCGAGCGGCAAGAGGUAACACAAUGCGUCUCUGCUGCUCAUCCUUCAUGUCCGGUGGUGCAGAAGAAGAUUCCUGCACAAACCCUGGGCGCUGCGGGCAACGACAAGGCGAACCCGAUGGACAUCUGCAUGCCCGAGCUCCAGCCUCCCCCGCUGGUCACGCCGUCCCUCUCCGCGUCAUCCACCGCGUCCAGUUCCUCGAGCUCGUCCUUGAUCAGCACUCCCGUCGACGGAGACGAUCCGAUGCCACGAAUUGUCAGAUUCGACGGGACGAAGGACGCCCCGCGGCCUGCGGCGCAACAACCCAAGUCUGUUGUCGAAGGACGGGAUGAUGAGGCAAAGGCGGCUGCCUACGCAAUACUGGGCUUGAGCAAAGCACCACCGAGGCCCUCGACCAUGGGUCAUGCGCCUCCCGCCCCGAAGGCUCAUCCCAUACCAGUCGUCCGCGUCCCGAAAAUAAUCAUCACUCCGCCCGCGAGGGAGCUUGUGACAGUCGAAACCAUCACUGCGCUCCUCGCCAAGCUGACACUCAGCGCUGUGCCAGCAGCAGUCACUACCACGAUCGAGGGGCUGUUGUCUUCCAGGCCGUGGGUGUCCAAGUACGGGUCACGGAGCGCAGAGGGCAUGGAGGAUGAUGACGAGGUUGCGAAAAUGUUGGGCGAAUUGGUCGAUGAACACGUAUCGGCACGUGGACGGGGACUGGCACUAGACUCCUUCCUCAGCCACACCGCACGUGAACUGCUCGGCCCAAUUUCAAGGGCUCGCAACUUCACCGCAAGUUGCGAGCCCUUGACCCGGGCCGAGCAGUUCACGUACCGACGCGUGGAUGGGGACUUGGACCUGGACCUGGACUUCGACCUGGACUUCGAACCGGACUUGGACUUGGGACUGGACUUGGACUUGGGACUGGACUUGGACUUGGGACUGGACUUGGGACUGGACUUGGACUUGGACUUGGACCUGGAACUGGAUCUAGGCUUGGACUGGACUUGUCGACCAUCAAGACAGCAAGCCAACAAGACGACGCUCAGAACGGCGACGGCGCAAAGACGGGGUGGAGAGAUCCGCCAGACAUACUUGGGAGGCAACGGAUGUCCCGGGUUCAGCUGGAGCAAGAUGGUCAAGGGGGAUAGAGAGGGCGGAGACGCAGUCCCGGAGGCUCGAGGCGUUGACCGCGGGCGAUAUGCAGAGUCGCGUCCUCGGCAUUCCGAAGCGAGGGAGCAGCAAGAGGUACGGUUGCCGUCCUCUGGCUGUGAGCUCGAAGCCUUUUGUUCACGCGCGCAAGUAGUCGACCUCUACCGGUAG
Molecule: messenger RNA, 2445 nt
Organism: Rhodofomes roseus
Lineage: Eukaryota; Fungi; Basidiomycota; Agaricomycetes; Polyporales; Fomitopsidaceae
Exons: 11
Coding region: 283-2445 (720 amino acids)
Biological process (GO): regulation of DNA-templated transcription
Molecular function (GO): DNA-binding transcription factor activity, RNA polymerase II-specific; zinc ion binding
Source: RefSeq, a predicted model, not a curated record